This is a messenger RNA of Exophiala dermatitidis NIH/UT8656, 835 nucleotides long. RefSeq lists its product as uncharacterized. Gene Ontology annotation, cellular component: nucleolus. NCBI's taxonomy places the organism in Eukaryota, Fungi, Ascomycota, Eurotiomycetes, Chaetothyriales, Herpotrichiellaceae. The transcript is spliced from 2 exons. Gene Ontology annotation, molecular function: RNA binding. The record is from RefSeq and is a predicted model, not a curated record. Bases 81 to 758 code for a protein of 225 amino acids.
CCCGAACAUCGAAAACAUAACAGCAUCUAGUAGUAUAAUACAACAGACCUUGCUGAACACUUCACUCAAGAAACAGAAACAUGCCUCCACCAACGAAGCGCCGUCGAACAGAGCCGGCGGUGGUGGAAGAAAUCACAUUCGACCCGGCGGCGCGUCAAGAAUAUCUCACGGGCUUUCACAAGCGGAAACUGCAGAGGGCGAAACAUGCACAAGAAAUUGCCGAGAAGAGGGCGCGGGAAGAGAGAAUACAAGAACGCAGAAAGCUACGAGAACAACGAAAGGCAGAAUUGGAACGUCAUGUCCAGGAGGUCAAUGUGAUGCUCAGACCCCCGUCACCGGACAGCGGCUCAGACGACGACGACGAUGCUGCAGAAUCCAAUGAGGAAUGGAAUGGUCUUUCGGACCCAGAGCCGGAGCCUAUCGAUCAUGAAGCGGAAUAUAUCGACGAAGAAAAGUACACCACCGUAACGGUCGAGACAAUGGAUGUCAGCCGCGAAGGUCUUUUCAAGCCCGAGUCCAAUGGAGAUGAAGAACGAAAGAACAAAGACGAAGAAGUCGAGGAAGAAGGGUCCACCUCCGCAAAGAAGAAACGCCCGUGGUCCAAAGACAAGCCUAAAGACAAGUCCAAAGAUAAGACCGAGAAGAGUCGAAAGAAGCGGCGGAAUUUCCGGUAUGAAAGCAAGGCGGAACGGAAAGUAGCACGUACAAAAGAGAGAAACAAAAAUCAUAAGCAAGCUCGACAACGGCGUGCUGGAUGAGAAUGCCGCUGUUCGUCAAAGCUGUCAACGCUCGCCCUGUAUUGAAACCCUCAUUGGUGUCGUAGGUGUGUCAUGGU